AUGUCUACAAAGCACCUAAGAACACACAAACAGACAGGUAAAAGAGUAUCUAUUUAACACUUCACUUAGUACAUCCAAAAUAUUCAGUAUUUGGUUUGGUUUACUUUAUAUCUAAAUGUUCCCCUCCUGAACUCGGCUGGUUUAUCUAGAGAUCUUGUCUCUCACACAGAGCCGAACCGCCAGGAGGCAGAAGCUUCAGAGCAAGAGGAUGACACUGAGGGAGUAGAGGAACAGGAGGCAGGAAAGGAGGGACACCUCCCCUCAGUGACCCCUUUGUGCUGACUGGUUCUGAUGACGGGUUUGCCUUUCAUCUUGCAGCUCAUUUCACUGUAUAUGGAUUUUCUAUUGUGUUAUUGACUGUACGUUUGGUUUAUUCCAUAUGUAACUCUGUGUUGUUUUUAAUCGCACUGCUUUGCUUUAUCUUGGCCAGGUCACAGUUGUAAAUUAGAACUUGUUCUCAACUGGCUUACCUGGUUAAAUAAAGGUGAAAUAAAAAUAAAUCAAUAAAAAAAUUCCCAGAGCAAGAAACAACCCACAGCAGUAGUUCAGCCACUUCAACCCUCCACACUGCAGCAGGGAAGCAGAACAGGUCAACUCUGAUAAUGCCAACACGAAAGUAGAAUAUGUUUAUUAAUAACAUAUCCUAAAAAGAGUUACACCGUCACCAAUUCCAAUAGAUUUACUUACUAAUUACUAGUCAAACCUCUGCUCUCUUUUUGUCAUUCCUCCAUGGCCCAAAGGCUUCCCUCCAGGGCUCAGUCUGGCCGUGGUGUCAGAAAGUCUUCCAAGCUACCUGAGACAGAUUCCUCUGUCCAGCCUCAACCAGGCCAUUCAGAAGAUCAACAGUGCCACAGAAAUGCAUCUUGUGACUCUGUUGCGACAGGUCCUGCAGGGUAUCUGA
This is a messenger RNA of Coregonus sp. 'balchen', 901 nucleotides long. The record is from the annotation of a GenBank genome assembly. Lineage: Eukaryota; Metazoa; Chordata; Actinopteri; Salmoniformes; Salmonidae.